Molecule: messenger RNA, 993 nt
Organism: Triticum turgidum subsp. durum (durum wheat)
Lineage: Eukaryota; Viridiplantae; Streptophyta; Magnoliopsida; Poales; Poaceae
Source: the annotation of a GenBank genome assembly
AUGUGGGGUGCCAGGGGGGAGGAGAAGGCCGGCGGCGCCUGCGAGGAAUGGAGCUACCAGCUGGGGAACAAGGAUACGCUGAGUUUGAAAGCUCCAAAGAAGUCGCCCCUUGCGUUGAGAAUGGUUGUUCUCACCAUGACUAUGAUCUGUGGGGUGUUUAUUUGCUCAAUGUGUAUGAAGCAGCUAGGAAGCGACAGCUGGUCAAGGAUAGUGAAGAUUCAAGUUGCAGAACAGUCCUGCAAUAAGUCUUUAGUUCCUCCUUCUGAGGUUCAGUUUGUGCAUUAUCCGCAACCACUAAAUUACAGCAGGAAAGAAUGCACCUGUACCCCUGUCCGCUUCUUUGCAAUUAUCUCAUCGCAGCGGUCUGGAAGUGGCUGGUUCGAAACCCUUCUAAACAGUCACAUAAAUGUUAGCUCUAAUGGAGAAAUCUUCUCGAAGAAAGAAAGGAGGAGCAACAUUUCAUCUAUAAUAAAGACAAUGGACAUGGUCUAUAACUUGGAUUGGAAUAGUAGCGCUUCCAAGAAUGAGUGCACUGCUGCUGCUGGCUUCAAAUGGAUGCUUAAUCAGGGUCUUGUGGCAAAUCACGCUGCUGUGGUUGAUUACUUCAACCAAAGAGGAGUGUCUGUGAUAUUUCUGUUCAGAAGGAAUCUCCUCCGUCAGAUGGCGAAUAUACUUGCAAAAUACAAGCCUAGGCUCAACACAACAACAUUAAUGUGGAGUCUGAAACAGGCAGAUGACUACACUCGCAAAGCUCUUGAAAACCUAAAGAGCGUCCGUCACAUUACAUUGUACUAUGAGGAUCUCAUCCAAAACAGAACAAUGCUUGGUGAGGUGCUGGAUUUCCUCAAAGUGCCAGUGAGGAAAUUAGUCAGCCGGCAUGUGAAGAUACACACGAAACCGCUGUCGGAUCAAAUUGAAAAUUGGGAUGAAGUCUAUAAUGCCCUGAAUGGCACCAAGUUUGAAAGUUUCUUGAAUGCUGACUACCGAACAUGA